Molecule: messenger RNA, 798 nt
Organism: Cydia strobilella
Lineage: Eukaryota; Metazoa; Arthropoda; Insecta; Lepidoptera; Tortricidae
Exons: 1
Coding region: 1-798 (265 amino acids)
Source: RefSeq, a predicted model, not a curated record
AUGCACAAACUGCAAGGUAUAGUAAAAGGCGUCGAAACUGUUUCUGUUCCGCCAAGUCAUGACGCGCCAGCUGCCGAAACCGAAAGUUAUCAAAAGAAACUUAUCAAAUACGAAGAACGCGAUUCACUAUUGCAAUGCGUCAUAGGAUGUAGCGUGUCCGCCGAACCGAAACGGCAUAUUCUCACUGCCAAAUCUGGUAAGGAAAUGUGGGAUAAUCUUCACUCGGUCUACGAGCAGAAGAAUGAGAGAAGACUCGAUUUAUUGUACUGCCAGUUGUUUACCUAUACGAAAGAUGAAGCUGAUGAUAUUGCUAUGCACGUCUCUAAGCUACAUACAUUAUGGCAACAACUCAACGACGAAUUAAAGGAAGAAGGAGCACUCCCUCAAUCAUUACUUAUGAACAGGAUUUUGAAUACCUUACCUUCAGCAUACCUCGAGUUCAAAAAUGCUUGGGAGUCAGUGCCUAAAGAUAAUAGAAAUAUCUCCACCCUCAUGGAGCGUCUGCGUCUUCACGAGCAGCGCCUUGGAGAUCUUGGUACUAAUCCUUCUACAUCUAUAGGUAUGUCUGAAGAAGCUCUCAUGUCAAGUAAAUCGAAUGUUAAAUGUACACACUGCAACAAAAUCGGACAUAAGCGAUCGGCUUGUUUCUUGCUCAAGAAAUCUAAGAAGCGAAACAAUAAACAGAUACCUGCGAGUAACGAGUCCACUCCGAAUGAUGGAGAUGCGUUCCUGUCUCGUCUUAGCGAUCCAAGCCCAAACUGGAUCGUUGACUGGUGCGUCUCAUCAUGUCACGUCUAG